Messenger RNA from Mercenaria mercenaria, 11372 nucleotides. RefSeq names its product neural cell adhesion molecule 2-like. Gene Ontology annotation, molecular function: cell adhesion molecule binding. The transcript has 13 exons. Gene Ontology annotation, cellular component: cell-cell junction. Bases 1 to 2229 code for a protein of 742 amino acids. NCBI's taxonomy places the organism in Eukaryota, Metazoa, Mollusca, Bivalvia, Venerida, Veneridae. Gene Ontology annotation, biological process: cell-cell adhesion. The record is from RefSeq and is a predicted model, not a curated record.
AUGAUUGUUACAGAUGGACCAGACACAAGUACAACAACUCUAACACCUGCCAAUACAACAUAUACCCUCGUUGAGAAUACACGCCUUGAAGACAUUGUAUGUGCGGCUGAUUGUUAUCCUGAAUGUCAAUAUAGAUGGACAAAGCCUGAUAAUACAGUAGUCAGCAACAAUGGAGUGUUAUCGCUUGGCAGUUUGAAACGGAAUGAGGCUGCCACUUAUACAUGUACAGUUACCCGGUCUCGGACAACUGUAUCUGUAACAAAACAAGUAUCAGUCGUUGUGAUAUAUGGUCCUGAUGCAGGUUCAGUACAGUUAUAUCCAGUAAAAAGAACUUACACAGAAAAUGAAGGUACUCGUCCCGAUGACAUCACAUGUUCUACAGCAUGCUAUCCAAAUUGUAUUUAUAAAUGGACAAAGUCUGGAACAAACGCUGUAGUCAGUAACACUGCUGUUUUAACACUUGGGACAUUGAACAAGGAUAAGGCUGCAACAUAUACAUGUACAGCUACAAAUCCGAAAAAGAGUGGUACUUCUGUUACUGAUGUUACCGUACAUGUAAGAUAUGGACCAGAUACAUGCACCAUAAGUCCAGCUUCUCCAUUGACAUUAACAGAAGGUGACUCAUCACCUACAGUGUCUUGCGAAUCAGAAUGUUAUCCUUCUUGUUCGCAUACUUGGAGUAACGUGUCAUCAAAUAGUCCUAUCGGGGGAAAUGGAAAAUUUCAGCUCCUACAGACGACAAGAUACCAAGCUGGAAAUUAUAACUGCUUUUGUAAAAACACAGCUUCAGUACAAUACGUUAGAAACCAAACUGCAGUUUUGCAAAUUAUAAUUCAAUACCCGCCCGAUGUAACUGUAUCGCUUUCAACUGAAGAUAUAACAGAAGGGAAUACACUCAGUAUAUCAUGUGAUGCAAACGGAGUUCCUUCAGUUUACAACUACAAUGGCUUAACUCAAACAUGGAAUGGUAACCCUGUACCUAAUACACAUACAGAAGUGAGUGGUACACCAAAACAUAGUUCAUUACAUAUACCAUUUCUACAACUUCAAGACUCUGGCACUUAUACCUGUUAUGUAAACAAUGGAGUGAAGACAGCAGAUACCGUUUCAUCAGUGACUGUGAAAGUAAAAGUUCUUCCAAAAGUAUUCACGCUCUUAUCAAUGUUUGCUGGAAGAGUUGGUGGAACAGUAAAUGUAAGUGUGCAGUUCUACAGUUUUCCUGACAUUGAGGAAGUAGUUUUCAAACGAUACGAUGACCAAACAAAAACAAAUGAUACUGCCAGGAAAUACAUAGUUUCUCAUAAUGAAACUGUUGUGGGCGAUAAGUUCUAUGGAAAAGAUGUCAGUUUAAGUGGCAUGCAGGCUAACCUGGUGAUUUCAAAUUUGAAGCAAGAGGACUUCGGAAGUUACGCACUGAUUUUGAAAAAUGAGCUUGGGAAGACAAUAACACAGUUUAUUAUUGAUGAAAAAAGUCCUCCAAGUGGUGCAUUUGAUAUCAAGGUAGACAAUAUCCUUCAAAACACAGCACGUGUGUCCUGGAUACCGGGUUUCCAUGGAGGUUUUGCUCAGACAUUUUUGAUACAGCUUAGUACUGAUCGGAAAAAUUGGAGAAAUGAAGAAACAAUUUUCGGAGGGACAGAUGAAAGUGGAGAACCAAUGUAUGAAGUGUUGAAUAAUCUACAGGAGUCAACAACCUAUUAUGUACGGAUGUAUGCCUUUAACAGCGAAGGAAAUAGUCCUUUCUCUGAAAUCCAUAAUUUCACUACUCUUCUUAUUACAGAAGUGCAAGAAAACAGUGCAGCUGCUAUUACAGCUGGCGCUUUAGGCGGAGCAAUUUCGGCGUUGGUUGUUAUAGCGGUAAUAGUAAUUGUAGUGGUCCUGGUCCGGAGAGGAAUUAUCACAAAAGACAGCAUCAGGACAAGGAUACAUAUCGCUAUCAGGAAAAAACAGAAGGAGCCGACCGAGAUGGAAACCUAUGGUCAAGAUAGCUCUAUAAGGAUGUAUGAACAUCUAAAACAUACCACAGACAGCGGGCAAACAAAUUUGUAUGCUGUUUUAAAAGCAGAUCUCCAAGCCACAGACAACGGCAAAAGCCAGUAUGAAAACCUUCCAAAGGAAGUUUCUACAUCUUCUACUUACAUGAAUAUUUCAACAGGCAAAUCGAACAAAAACCCAAAUCAAACAUACGAAAAUUUGAAUUUACGUUCGGAAAUACCAGGCGGAAAAUGAAUUGAUACUGGACAGUGUUUUACCAAUGAUAAUAUCGGCAAUUCAUGACAGUCGAACAAGCUUGCUAGGAAGUGAGUUACCAGCUGAAAUAAUAGAAUUUGUUGACUUAUAUCUGUUGAUUUCCAUUUAUAGUAUUAUUACUUUCUUUCAUCGUAUACAAUGAAGAAAAUUAAACAUUGCCAGUGUUCUAAGGUCUAAACACAUUACACGGAAGAGUGAAUAAGGACUAAAGGAGAAACAUUUUCAAUCCUAAUGCGUGUCCAUUGGUGAAACUAUAUGUUAUUGACUACAAGUUUCGAAAGUAUUCAAGAGGCUGGCUUUGCUCGUGCAGUUUACCAGACGUAGCUCAUUUAAGGCAGCGUUAUAGCAUUUGCUUUUUCACGAACUGCCUCAGUGUAAAGUAUAAUCGCGAUUUACAAAAAAGACUAAGCGGGCUUAUUGUUUUGAACAUUUGUGUUAUUUCUUCAUCAAUAUGUUAUAUUUAGACAGUUAAAGCAAUGUGAAUGAAAGAAGAAACAAACUUGAAUGAUUUAAUGAAUGAAUUACAUGGGUGUGUUAAAGUUACACGAGGAGAACCAUUCGACUUUUCCACAAAAUAUAAGCACAAAUCGUCAGUGUAUUGUCCGUCAGUAUCAACCUGGCACUCAUGAAUAUUCCGUAUGUUUCCGUUAAUUAAUUCUCGGUGUCCGAACCUAAACAACGAUGUUACUACUGAAAACCCAAAAUGUUAUACUAUCAAGUAUCAUAUGCAGAUAUAGCUGUGCGGACAAUACGUUUCGCCACCCUUCUCAGAGUUAUAUGUUCGAGUCCUUUUAUCUGUAAAAUUAAGUGACGGAAAACUUUAAACACUUAUCAUGAUUUAUCCACAAAAUAUUAUCGAUUAACAUUCAUCAACGUACAUAAAGCCGUCCUACAAAAUGUCUUUUAAAAUCUUCAGGACCGGACAAGCAUUCAUUCUUUCAACGGACAAUUCAAAGAACUGUUGUUAGCGACAUAAAAUAAAAUGUUUCAUAAAAUAAUAUAAUCAUAGAUAUAAAUACCAACUAAAGGAAUAAAUUAAAAAAAAAUGGUUCGAAAACAAUUCGAACCUAUUGUAACGUGUUUUCAAGUCGGAGAACUUACCACUACGCCACUGUGCCGUCAGUUCUCUAUAUUGAUUAUUUUGAUAAAUCUAGAUAUUUUCAGGACACAAAUAUCGCGUUAAAUAACGAAAACGCCCAAAAAUAUUGGCGAAGAAUUUGUGCCAGGUCUAUAUUGUCCGUAAGUAUUGACCUUGCACUCAUGAAUAUUCCGUAUAUUUCCGUAAAUUAAUUUUCGGUGUCCGAACAUAACUAGCGAUUUAAGUAAAUAUUACCUAAUUAUAUAAUUCUUAAUUGAUAUACUACCGCACGUGCAUGCAGCAGUGCGAACAAUGCGUUUACCUGCCAAUAUCAGGAUUGUUGGUUCGAGUCCUACGUCUGACCAUAUCUUUUUUCCCCAAAUUUUAUAUGCAGACUUACUAUUCAUUUGAUCAAACGUUUUGUGAUAUUUAUGGUUCAUUUAUUAAGAGUGAUAAUAUUUUCCCGUUGUACAAAAGUGGAAUAAAAUUGUUUUAAAAGUAUCUGUAUCUUUAAAAAUUAUCUGUUACCAGCGUUCCAGAAAAAAAGAUACUACAAGAGAAAAAAAUUAAAAUUCAUGAAAUAUGAUACUUAAAAGAAUUUAAACGAUAACAUUACAAUAGAUCUACAUUAAAUUGAAAAAGAAAGAUCUAUUCAGUAAGUGAUUUCGAACCCGUGUUAACGUGUGUGGAAGUCAGACACCUUACCUCUACGCCACCGUGUCAUUGAUUAACUUUACAUGUUACUUUAGUAAUGUAGAUACUUUAAGGAUAUUAAUAUUGCGUAAAUUAACGAAAAUGCCCGAAAAUAUUGGCGAAGAUUAAUGAGUGCCAGGUCAAUACUUACGGACAAUACAUACGGACAAUACUUCAUGUUAGUUUGUAAACAGUCUAACUAGGAUAUUUAAAAUCUAAUUCUAUUUAACAGGUAAUCAGGCAUGAAAUCUUACAGGCGGGGUGACAAUAUGCAAUGAUAAGGAAAUAAUCACUCAGUAAUUUACACAUUAUUAUAGUUAUACAGUUAUAUUUUUUUUUAAUUCAGACAUUCGUUUUCACAAAACUUAAGCUUAGCGCGAAAUCAUUCGUGGUAGCAGUUAUUAAACAGUCGUAAUUCUCUGAACAUAAUCGCUUUUUAUGUACAUAAUUAACAACACGAAUCUCAUCUAGUUUAUAUUCGUGUAUACUGAACAAUUGAAAUACUCUGGGCAUAUUCGCGGUUUCGAUAACUAGCAACUCGAACUUUAUCAUGUUAAGAACAUAUUAUGUAACUUAUUAACUGACAACGCAAAUGUUACAAGAUAUAUAGUGAAGAUUUUGAAUAUGUUCAAGUAUUCCAAUUGUCCCAUAACUAGUAAUGCAAAUUGCAUUAGUGUUAAUAUGUAAAUUAUAUAUAAAUACGAAUCCUAGUCAGUCAAGAUUCGUGUUGUUCAGGAACUGCUUUUGUUGUUUCCCAUAGAUUUCCAUUAUAAGAAAUGAUCCUGUCACAUAAAGCAAAAUUGAGAGAUGACCAUUAAAUGUGAUUCUUUCAAUAAGGUAGCAUUUCAGACACAUUUAAAAUAGCAGUUUUAUACAGGUUUAUCAAAUCCAUUUUCUUACCAUUUUUCAUCAUACGGUAUUAGAGGCAAAUGCCCACUGACAUUCAGCAAGCACGUGUAAAACAUUCCAAGUUUCACAAAAAAAUGUAUUAAUAGAUUUUGUACACAAAUAUUGCGACGUGGCUUACGUCUCAUUGACUCCUAACACCUUUUCCAGCUAAACUAAUGCCUCUUUCAAUUCUAACCUCUGACCUAAAGAGGGUAUACAAUUUCAAUAUACAUGCCUUUCAGCUAUAAUAACUUUAAAGAAAACACUUACCAAAGUAAAAUAUGUAUUAUUUUAUCUGUCACCCAAAAUCCAAGCCUUAUGUUCUAUUUUAUGUAUAAUAUGUCACAGUGUCUUAUGUCAACUGUACUCAAAAUAUUAAUUAAAACUACAUAAUUCUUACUAAAAUGACCACCAUGAAGUCAGUGUUGAGGCAAAAAUACAUGAAAACCCUCCUGCACUGAGUAGUACAUAUAGUUCCCUUCAAAUAAACACUACUUAAGUACAAUAACAAUAUCAAGCAUUUAUAAAGGUUGCGACACAGUGCUACCCAUCACCAAAAACAGUGAAUCUUUCAUUGUCAACACAUUUUCUCAUCCCAGUGAGCAAACACUAGCUGAUACAUACUGCCAUUAAAGCAUUUUAAGCCAUACAUGUCUUAAACAGUGUCAGAGUACGAGUUUCAUGACCCAGGGCUUAAGUAUCUUGAACAAUGAAAUCGGUCCAAUCGCUAAGGUGACAUUGUCUUAGACUAGUUGACGAACGAUUUAAGAUGGCCUUUGUUAGAACGUAUAGCUAAUGAGACCAAAUAUAUUAUAUAUAUUUUUUUUUCUCUGGCUACCUUGCUUUAUUCAUUCAUGUACCAAUGAUUCGUAAAUUAUUUUAACAUUGAGUUAGAUAAUUUCUGAGAUCAGGCAAAUCAACAGAUGUCUACAACUAAUAUAAAUCAGCUCCAACUCCUAUAGGCUGAAGAUAUCGUACUUGACUGGUCUUUUUCUUUAAGUUCCCCAUCAGACAGUGUCUUUGAAUCUACAAGAUACGAGUCCUGUAGUGUAAAUGCUCAUUCUAUGUCUUUUUAAUUGAAGCUGUAACUCCAUAUGUUCGCCCUGGCUCCUUGUUGCUCAGCGCCUAUAUGCUAUCACAUAGCAUUUAACAACGAUAUAUCUAUAACCCCGAUGCCUUAGCUGAUAACGCUGAAACUCGUCUAUCAGCUGGAGCUCUCCUACGAUCUCGGUAGAUUACCAGACACUAUGUCUCUGCCUCAGCUUUCCGUCUAUAGCAUUCAACUAACGUUUAGGUAAAACUCCUAUGCGCUGGCCCUAAAGCUCAAAACAUUGUUGACAUUUUGCAACUCUCCUUUAUUCUAUAAACUUCACACGUCUUUUUAAUAAUUUAUCCGCCCUGACACACGGCUACUAGACGCUAGCGCCACCACCACAAAGUGGUGAUAAGAAAAAGAGCUACCAAAACUUCCGUGGUGCAGCUAUCACCGGUUUCAAAAUGUAAACUUUAUAUUUUACGUUACAUUGUCCAUGAUAUAACCUAUAUCAAAAAAUCGGGGAAUGUUGUGCCGCGUAAGAACAAUUUCACAAUAGGUUGAUUGUAAUUUCGUUUAAAUAUUAUGUAAAUUUUGGUGUCAAGAGCUUUUAGCCUCAUAAGACGUUUGAAAAGGACGGGAUAUGAUAAAAACCAAAAAUGGCCCCAACUAAAUAUGAAUGCAAAACAACACCAUUUCAUUUGUAAUUAACAAUAUUUUUCAAAAUUAACCAAGCUAAAGUAAAUAUUUGUAUAUGAAUCAGAGUCAAGUUUCACAUGUGUUUCACAUUUGUAAUUUUGAUUUAUUACUCGGUUCUGUAUUUCUUGUAUUUGUAUUAACAUGUUCUUACACAUAUCGUAUCAAUACUCCGCAGUUCGUUGUAUCGUGUCUAUACUCUGUGAUUCGUUGUAUUGUGUUUCGUGUUUGUUUAAUCUUUCCAGUCACGCGUCUAGCCGUGCAUAUAAACAUGCUUUAUAAGAACAGAACAGAGCAGAACAAAUUUUUAUUUCAGUAACUUAUACAUAUAAAGUAUCUCGUUAUAUACAUACAUUUUAAAAUAUAAUAAUUGCUAGGUCACAUGAUAAACUUAUAAAAACAAGGAUAAAUAUCAAAUCUUAAGUAGAGAAAAAAAAACAUAUAGCAUAUUGAGGUCAUAUUUGAUGUGUGGAGAAUAGACGAAAAUACAUUUUGUGAUAUCAAUACAUUUAUGAUAAUUUCUAGGUCACAUUUCAAACUCAUAAAAACAAGGAUAAAUAUCAAAUCUUAAGUAGAGAAAGAAAGAACAUGUUGCAUAUUGAGGUCAUGUUUUAUGUGUGGAGAAUAGACGAAAAUACAUUUUGUUAUAUAAGAGAGAAGUCAGUUAUGCUAUCGCACGAAUAACAAUUUUUGGUGCAAACUAAUAUUUGCAUGGCCUUUUAUGCACCAUUCAAUUUCGGUUAAUGGUGAACGCGAGUUUUCCUAGCUAUGUGUAGUAUUUCUAUUCUUUGUAAACUGACUUAUUUUUAGGACAACUUACUUUGUACUAGUCCUAAACUAUUUUAUUUGUAAUUUGUAAUUGUUCAUUUAGUAAUAAGAGAGAUGUAUUUCGUGAAAUUUGCGUAUUCGCACGUUUGCUUUCGUAGCAUUACGCUUCGUAUAGUUUCAUGUUCCAUGUUCCUGAUUGUACUGUUUUAUUUUUAGGUCUUCUUUGUACCUACUAUACUGGUACGGUGUCAAAAGAAAUGGAAAAAAAUACUACAACAUGGUUGAGUUCACCGUUAUCCCCUACUACGUACAUUUUACAUAAAAUUGUAAAACAACAGUUCUUUUAAGACUAAGACAUAGCAUGUACUGUACAAGCAUAUAAUAAAAAAAAACAAAUGUCAUAGAUACUCGCAUCUUUCCCAAAUAAACAUACAUAAAGUAAAACACAAAGAGAAGGAGAUCAAACUAUGGGCGUACCGCCUAUGACCUGUCAGUUGCAAAAAGAAUAAAGCCGACUUAUGGUGCGCACCAAACCACAGAUUUUAUUUACUUCACAACAGCGGGUGUUAAGUGCUGUGUGGCGGCCGUAAAAAGUCGCCCCGACUUCAUCUCAGUGUUGUUAAAUUUUCUGGUCAUUCGGGAUCAUUGAUUUCAACUCAUUUAGAAUGAAGAUUGAAUACUGCUUAAGCCGGUGCUAGGGGGCGUGGGCAGUGUUGCAUUUUCCAUUACUGCUCAUGAACAGACUCAAUCAAACCGAGUCUGCAAUUUUCACUGUUUGCAUUGUUUUUGGUGCUUCCGAGGGAUCUACUUUCAAGAUUUUAUUUACGCUAACAAUGCUGUUUAUUUAAAGGAAUGUUUAAGACGAUAUUCCCACCAGAUGAGUUCCUCACACAAGAUAUGCAUGUUAAAGAUAAUCCAUCUGUUCUAUACAAUAUGUGCACUGAAAAGUCUGCUCCUUGUCUACUGCUGUUGCCUUUCUCAUAUCUAGAAUAUGCUGUAAAACUGAAAAGACAGCUGUCUAGUAUAAUGUUUCUUUAGUACUACGAGCUAAGUUGGAUAUACAUGUAAGAUUUUGUUACCUAUAAUAAGAUCUAGGCAGAGGCAUAUCGUGUUUAAAUUGCAGAUUAUUUUGAGAAAAUGUUAGCCAUUUUUAUUGUGUAUGUUGUAAAGGUCAACUUAAUACUUAAUGCUGAAACACAAUAAUAAAAAGCACCGGUACCCGGCUACUUCACCCUAGCGCACCACCAAAUGGUUGUGAUUAGGGAAAGAAGCUGCCGACAUUUCCGUGGUGUAUCUGUCAUCCGUUAUAAAAUGUAAAAGUUGCAAGAUGUAAUUAGAGUUAAUGAAAUUUCGUCAUGCAUAAGGGCUAAAUUUGUUCGAUGAAAAAAUAAUUGUCUAGAAACUCGCCUUCUAAUAAAAUAGAAUUUUUCGAAAGUUAUUCACUGUCAAAUUAGGAAACAUCUUAAGAUAUGAGACGAUUGUGAUGUUGAUAAUGAAGAUGGAGAAUUCCUUUCAACAGUUAGAGGAAUGGAGGAACAUGACACAUUAUGGUAUUUAAUUGAUGCAUUGAAGACUCUAUCAUUAAUUAGGCAGAUUAGUGAACUUAUUCAUUUGUGAACACUGUUAUUUUGGAUAUGAUUUGGUGGUGGCUCUAGUGUUUUUAUUGCCGUGAAGUUUCAAUGCUUUCGCUAAGGACGGAAUAUGUAUUCAAAAAUUGAAGGGAAGUAGUUUUUGGAACAAAACUUGUUUAUUUCAGUCUAGAUUUCUGCAAAACUGCACCGGUCAGACAAUUUGAUAAAAGAAAAGAUGACAUCACAGUAUGCACGUACUGAGUUGCUCUUUAAAUAUCAUUUGCUAUAGAGCCUAUUGAUAUAUUCAUCUAACUGUUUAUCAUCCCUGAGCACUGCAGUGAGUAUUAUGAACACAAUUAUCAACUGCAACUUACAAAUAUUCUUAUAUAUGCAUGUCUUGUGCAACAAAAAUAAAGCACUCAUAAAAAAGUAAAUAGAGUCUUAAUCCUAUUCAGCAAACACAUUCUUGUUCGUAACAUACUCUUAGGUGAAUAAACAUAACAUCCCAAUACAUAUUAGUUAAGUAGACAUGUUAUUCAAACUAACUGCCUGUAUAUGGUUUUACAUCACUUAAGUGCUCUAUUAUACUACAAUUGCACCUUUAGAUUUAAUCGUUUUAUAUAUGAAACAUAGUAGAAAAUGAAGUAGUAUCAUGUAACGUAUAUAGGAUUUUAGGUGGAAAAUUUCUUUUUUCUGUCACUGUUCCUUAUUCAAUAAUUUAUAAAAUGAUGCCUUUUCAUUCUGAAACAACUUUAAGUGACUUUUAAACAGGGAAAUUCUUUUACUCUCAGUCAAUGUUUUCAUGGGCUUUGAUGCAUAGAAUCAGAUCAGGUCGUAUGAAGAUGUGGCUGAAUUCUGCGCUGGUGCUUAAUCUGAAAAUAAAAAUGCAUUGAUAUUUCAUUAUCGAUAUAUAGUUCAUACUGUGACCUCGGACCUUUACGACAAAUUUGAGAUCUUUUACUUGGCCGCUGUGAAAACAAACUUUUUUGUCAGUUUAAUUAGGUACCCUAACCAUUUUGAAAAAAAUAAACCUUCAUUUGACUUGACCUUAAAAUAACUUAGCGUUUUCAUUUAUAUAGAGUCGAACAGACACAAUUAAAGGUCAUAUGGUUUCUGACCUUUCAUGGUGAUAUGAUGGUUCUGGACCCCAGGUGACCCAUCCGGUAUUACUAGAGAUACAACCACAUCUGAGCAGAACCAUCUAUCUCCGUAAAACAACUGGAUGGCUUCCCCAAAGAAUUAUAAAUGCCAAACUGGGCUUCGAACCCACAGCAGUAAUAGACAAAUGAUUACAUGCCAGCGACCUUAGUCAUUCGGCCACGGUUCCAACGACAUUUUGAUGCAGUAUCAAAUUACAAGGUGGAAGAGCUAAAACUGUGUAUCGACACAAGAUAAAAAUGCUUCAAAAUUAAAUUACUUCUGGAAAUUGUAGCAAAACAUGAAGAAACUAUUAUCAGUCUGGAUUAACUGCGCUAAAUCAGUUAUUAUUUAUAAUUAGGAGCUUUCUCCGAAACAUACUAGUGAUAGCUUUUCAAAUGCCCGAAAGGUUGUAGGUCGUAUGUAUGUCUGUCCUACGUCUAUUAGCAAUUUCCUUUUUGUUCAAUAAGUUGUAAUGCAUUGAAUUAUGAUCCUAAAAUGUGACCAUGCAGUGAAUAAUUUUUGAUUCCUGAUUUUAUGGCCAAUGGGUUAAUGGGGCAAAGGUCUAGGUAUUCACUCAGUAAUUUGGUACUACUUUUCUCUGAGGUCUUGAAAAUAAUAGGUACGUAGGCCAUGAUCAGCAAAUGUCCUCUAUUGAUUUUGAGAUCAAUGGAUGAAAUAUCAAUGUCACAAUAACUUAUAUUCCAGAAGCCUUAUCCACGUAGGAUGUUGAGAAGCGUAGACCUACAAUUCUCUUACUUGUUGAGUAUUUUACCAUUGGGUUCAGUAGUUCAGAAGCCAAGUUAAUACUGACAGAUAGCGUAAAAAUCAUACUUUCUCAUAUUUUGGGAACAAAUUGACACGCAACCUUCAAACUUAGGAGAAACAAUACCGCAGCUGAUGAUAUCUAUUGGUUUUGAUGUCAUAGAUAAAGGUCAUGAUGGAAUAAAAUCCCUUUCCCUCAACACUUUGAAAAUGACUAGAACUGAGAUACUCAAAGAAUCGUUCAUUGCUCAUGGGAUUUAAAAUCCUCUACUGACUUUGAGGCGUCUAGUUUUUUGUAAAGAUAACAAUGAAAGUUAGCUGGACAGACUAUUUGCCAUGGACCGCUCUCGAAUAGAAGAUCACUUAUUCAAAGUUCAGGACGUAUGUCAUGUAAGUAACCAGAUGAUGUGAUAUGUGAUGGUUUGGGUUCGUAUAAAUAAUUCCUUGUUACCACAAAAUCCACUAUCUUUCGAUUUAGUUGAUACAUUAUAAU